UCAGCUGUUCAGAUAUUUGGAAGGCCAACUUCACCUGAGGAAUAUUUGGAGGCUCAAGUGUUUGGGGGAAACUAGAGAGGAAAUAGAAAGCAGUACCAGGAUUGAAAACAAUAAAAAAAGGACAAGAGAUCAAGGAGAUAAAAAGAAAUAAAGGGAAACUAAAGCAAGGACAAGAAUCUAAGACAAAACACAAAAAGGACAGAGAGAAUUUAAGUAAAGAAAGAGUUUAAAAAGUAAGAAUAAGAGGAGAUCAAAAGUUGUAUCAGAGAGGAUGAAGCUGGGCGAGAGGAAGGUGGCGUUGCUGGCCAUCACAGAGAACAUUGAGAUGAAGCUGUUUUCUUCAGAGGAGACCUGCGUGGUGACAUCAACACCAGCGAAGGAGGAAGAGCAGAGCGUUGAACAGAGACACCUGGAGCAUCCUCUGGUCCCUGACUGUGAGGAGGAGGAACCAGAGCCACAGGUUCAAGGCCCACCCAGGCAGCAGGCCAAGCCCGAAACAGAGCCUCCCACCAAGGCAGAGGCCGAGGCCGAGAACGGCCCCCGUGAAAUAGAAAUGGAGGUGUUUCCUCCCGUGAGAGUGUCUGAGACUGAGCUAGUGGAUAUAAAAUCAUAUGAUCCUUCUAUCAUGACCCCGUCGUCUCCAAGCAAAGCCAGUUGUCUCAAGUGGAAGAGACUGACUAAGCAGAAGACAGGACUGGUGGUCAAAGAUGUGGUCUGUCUAUCCAGAGGACACUACCUGGCACAGCUGGAGAGAUACUAUGUUCCACGAGGCAAAGAACGAGCAGCUCUAGCGGCCAUGGGAAUGACUGCUCGCAUCACCAUUGAUUAUGAUUGGUCGGCCAAUCAGAUGGAGAGUCGGCUGGCGAUGCUCUUCCGGGGGCGGUUUGGAAAACAGGCAGGACAAAAGUUCUCCUUCACAUAUAUACAGUGUAUGCCGGGCUCCAGGGUGCUGUUUGUCCCAGACACCCCUGCAGAGGGCUGGACUGGAGAGCAGGUACUCAGGACCUCUGGACACGGUGCUUUGUACAUCCUCAGCCACCAGGACUACCCACAGGCAGAAUCUGAGCAGUCAGCAAGCGAGACACCUGUUGUGAACAGGAACGAGUUUUGUCUGGAGGUCAUUAAAGAGAGCUGUGAGGACGGAGACAAUCCUGUUCCCAGCACCACAGAGGAGUUCACAUUGGACCUGGAUUCCAUCCUGAGACUGUUCAGACAGGAGAACCUGGAUCGAGACGUAGAAACCCACAUCCAGGUGAGGAGGAGAGACCUGCUCCACAGCACUCUGAAGGUGGUGAGGAGGCCGGGCUUCUGUUUCAGGACAACACCCAUCGUCUCCUUCAGCGGAGAGACUGACGGCCACAACGGACCUCUCAGAGAGUUCUUCAGAUUGACUUUGCUGGAGCUGCAGCAAAGUUCUGUUUUUGAGGGUCUUCCGGGGCGUCUGUUCUUGACAUGUGACCUUGCAACCCUUGAAGACAGGAAGUAUUAUGAAGCAGGCGUUCUGAUUGGCUGGUCUUUGGCUCAUGGCGGGCCUGGACCUCGUUGUCUACACCCUGCACUCUACCAGUUGAUGUGUGGCCAGAAUCCAUCUUUGGAGGACUUCAGCUGGAGAGACAUUGUUGAUGCUGAAGCACAGAUCCGACUGCAACAGCUGCAUAAUUGUACUGAUGUGAAGCUGCUUUCUCCCAGUCUGUGUGACUGGGUGUUGAGCUGUGGGAUCCCUGGAGUCUAUUCAGCCCAUCCUGAUGAAAUACCUUCCAUCUAUAGCCGCCUGGUCAAACAUUACAUCUACAACAGGGUGGCUAGUAUGAUCUCCCAGUUCACAGACGGGAUGAACAGCUGUGGUGGAUUGUGGGAUACGGUACAGUCCCACUGGGAGGAGUUUGUGCCAGUGAUGACGAUCAAACAGCAGCAGCCUCUGACCCUGGAGGAGUUCAAACGUCUUUUCACCGUCUGCUACAGCCAUCCAGACAGCCAGCUCAGGGAGGCUGAGGAGGCAACAGCUGGACACUGGGAAACGGUCCUCACCUUGGUCAGGGAUGGUCAGGCAGAUUUUUCCUUUGAAGACCUCCUCACCUUCAUCACUGGAGCUGAUCAUCUGCCUCCUCUUGGGUUCCCCGGACUGAUCUCCCUGCGUUUUUACUCCCAGGAUGCGAGCAUGUCAGGCGUGCGUCUGCCUCACGCCUCCACCUGCGCUCUGGAGCUCUUCCUGCCAAGAGGAGCAGCAGGGGCUGCAGACCUGUUGGCGCUGCAGAGCAGAGCCGUGCAUGAGGCACUCGGCUUUACAUGUUUCCAGACAGGAGAUGGAGAGGGCAGCUGCAUUGAAGUGGUGACAAGUUUAUGAAGUGGGGACACCUUCCUGGAUAAUUGAGGUCAUGCUGAAGCUGACUUUGUGGGGCUCAAAGAUUUCUGCAGAAUACGAACAAUGUAUAGGUGCUCCUAGACUAAUGUUUGUAUUGUUUAACCCUUAAAAGCCUUAAAGGCCAUUAUUAAUUCAGAGUCAGGUGUAUAAUAGCAGCUGUGCACAUACUAUCAUUAUUGUGUGUCAUGGGAACAACGAUGUCUUUUAGAAGAGUAGGAGGGAAUGGUUUAAGAGUUGUGGCUAUUGUAGAUCAGACAUGAAUUGUGUUCACACACCGUACUCAGUUGUUGACGCAGAUAAAGGAAAGUGAACUUGAAAUAUGUACCCCUACAUGGAUGAAUUUUUCAAGUUAAGAUUGUCAUCUGUGUUUUGUUUUAAUCUUUUAAUAGUUAUUCCAAUAUAUUGUAGAUACAGAUUUCACCAGAGUGCGUCUUUUUGACAUCUUACAAAAUAACUAGUGUGUAUACUUCUUGCAUUGUGUCUCUGCUGAUAUUUAUAAAUUGUUAUAUUGAAGAAAUGUUUUACAAAAUGAAUAGAAAUUAAUUAAAUUUGUCACUUAUUAUACUCUCUUGUGUUUUCAUAUAAUGUUUUAAGGCAGAUCUCAACAAUGAAUGUGUAUAAUUAUAUUUGCUUUAAAAUCAAAGGUUGAAUAGGUUUCUCUUCAAGGAUUUAUUAAAGAACACAAAGAAUGGGUACUUAAAAUAGAUGUCUCUUUAUUCAUCAUUUUAAAGGGCAUAACACAAAAUAAAAUAA
This is a messenger RNA of Sebastes umbrosus (honeycomb rockfish), 3115 nucleotides long. RefSeq lists its product as uncharacterized. The record is from RefSeq and is a predicted model, not a curated record. Gene Ontology annotation, cellular component: nucleus. The transcript is spliced from 15 exons. Gene Ontology annotation, molecular function: ubiquitin-protein transferase activity. Bases 272 to 2344 code for a protein of 690 amino acids. NCBI's taxonomy places the organism in Eukaryota, Metazoa, Chordata, Actinopteri, Perciformes, Sebastidae.